GUGGCGCCUAAAACCCUACUUCAGCCGUCCUCUGUUUCCUUUUCGCUGCGGCUCUUCGAAGUCCGAACGCAGCUACCUAUUCUUCCCUUCUUCACUCUCUAGAAAUCUCUGAACCGACUCUAAUUCGACAAAGCAAUUCCUCAAUCACUUGCUUUCUCGCUGUUUUUAUCUGAUUUCCCGUACUUUUCGGGUUCAUUCUGUUGUGUUUGCAGGGAAGGAUAUCAAAAUCUACCAUUUGAGUUUUCUGAACCAUCAAUCGAGGAGGAAAAGAAAAACCUAGGGUAGAAAAUGGUGCAGUACAACUUCAAGAAGAUUACCGUGGUGCCUAAUGGAAAGGAUUUUAUUGAUAUUAUUCUCUCUCGUACCCAGAGACAAACGCCCACAGUUGUCCACAAGGGUUAUGCCAUAUCUCGUUUGCGACAGUUUUAUAUGAGGAAAGUAAAAUAUACGCAGACGAACUUCCAUGAAAAGCUCUCUACCAUCAUCGAUGAAUUCCCUCGGCUGGAUGAUAUUCAUCCUUUUUAUGGCGAUCUCCUACACGUUCUGUACAAUAAAGAUCAUUAUAAGCUUGCUCUUGGUCAGAUUAACACUGCAAGGAACCUCAUAAGUAAGAUUGCUAAGGACUAUGUGAAAUUGUUAAAAUAUGGGGAUUCACUCUACCGUUGCAAGUGUCUGAAGGUUGCUGCUCUUGGAAGGAUGUGUACUGUGAUAAAGAGAAUUGGGCCUAGUUUGGCUUACUUAGAGCAGAUUAGACAGCACAUGGCAAGACUUCCAUCAAUUGACCCGAAUACCAGAACAAUUUUGAUUUGUGGGUACCCUAAUGUUGGUAAGAGCUCAUUUAUUAACAAGAUUACUAGAGCUGACGUUGACGUUCAACCCUAUGCUUUUACAACAAAGUCGCUCUUCGUGGGUCACACUGACUAUAAGUAUUUGAGGUACCAAGUGAUUGACACACCAGGAAUUUUGGAUCGGCCAUUUGAAGACCGUAACAUUAUUGAGAUGUGUAGUAUUACUGCUUUGGCUCAUUUGAGAGCUGCUGUUCUAUUUUUCCUUGACAUAUCGGGGUCCUGUGGUUAUACAAUUGCUCAGCAGGCAGCUCUCUUUCACAGUAUAAAGUCUCUGUUUAUGAACAAACCAUUGAUUAUAGUCUGCAACAAAACUGAUUUGCAGCCACUGGAUGGUAUAUCAGAGGAAGACAAGAAGUUGGUCCAGGAAAUGAAGGCUGAAGCUAUGAAAACUGUGAUGGGUGAAGGAGAUGAUUCUGCAAGUGAAGGGGGGGUGUUGCUUACUAUGAGCACUUUGACAGAGGAAGGUGUCAUUUCUGUCAAGAAUGCUGCCUGCGAGAGGUUGUUAAAUCAGAGGGUAGAAUUGAAGAUGAAAUCCAAAAGGAUAAAUGAUUGCUUGAAUCGGUUUCAUGUAGCAAUGCCAAAGCCUCGGGACCAGAAAGAAAGACCACCUUGCAUACCGGAGGCAGUGUUGGAAGCUAGGGCUAAAGAAGCUGCAGAAAAGCAAGUUAAGAAAACUGAGAAGGAUUUGGAAGAUGAGAAUGGUGGUGCUGGUGUCUAUUCUGCAAGUUUGAAGAAGAAUUAUAUAUUAGCCAAUGAUGAAUGGAAAGAAGACAUCAUACCUGAAAUUCUAGAUGGGCACAAUGUUUCUGACUUCAUUGAUCCUGAUAUUUUAUUUAGACUUGAAGAGUUGGAAAGGGAAGAAGGGCACAGACAAGUAGAGGAACCGGAGGACGAUUUUGAGAUGGAUGGUGCUGAAUUGACUCCUGAGGAAAAAGAAGCUUUGGCUGAGAUCAGGAGAAAGAAAAGUGUGCUUAUUCAACAGCAUAGGAUCAAAAAGAGCACUGCAGAAAGCCGACCCACUGUACCAAGGAAAUUUGAUAAAGAUCGGAAAUACACAACAGGGAGAAUGGGGAGACAGCUAUCAGUUUUGGGUCUGGAUCCAAGUUUGGCAAUUAACCGUGCACGUAGUAAGUCACGAGGGCGUAAGAGGGAGAGAUCUCCUGACAGGGGAGAUACCAACGGCUCUUCUGCCAUGGAUGUGGAUGAAGAAACACCAAAUAAGAAGCUGCGUAUGAGGUCCAGAUCCUUGUCAAGAUCUAGGUCUAUGUCUCGGCCACCAAGUGAGGUUGUCCCUGGCGAUGGUUUCAAGGACUCAGUCCAAAAGGUGAAGGCAUUAAAGAUCGCCAAGAAAUCAGUGAAGAAGAGGAAUAAGAACGCUCGUCGUGGUGAGGCAGAUAGAGUAAUCCCAACAUUGAAACCAAAACACUUAUAUUCAGGAAAGCGUUCUACUGGCAAAACAGACAGGCGUUGAUACGUUUGGGUAAUUCUUAUGCUUUGUGUUUCUUUACUUUGGUUUGCAUUUUGUUAGAAUCCGAAGACUCUGAAUAUUGGUCUAUUUACGCUUUGGAGCUUGAAUUGCUCUUUAUUCUGCAUUUUCUUUCACUAGUUUAGCAUUGUUUUUAAACGUUUAAAAUUAAUGAUUUACAGUGCAAUCGAAUUUUGUAGUGUUGGAUUUUAUUUAUGGAGAAUUGGGGGGAUUAUGAAGAAGGAUGAACAAGAUCUUAACGAGUACCAA
Messenger RNA from Cucurbita pepo subsp. pepo (vegetable marrow), 2583 nucleotides. RefSeq names its product nucleolar GTP-binding protein 1. The record is from RefSeq and is a predicted model, not a curated record. NCBI's taxonomy places the organism in Eukaryota, Viridiplantae, Streptophyta, Magnoliopsida, Cucurbitales, Cucurbitaceae. Gene Ontology annotation, molecular function: GTP binding.